AUGGCCGGCCGCUUUGUACGCGCGUCGAAAUAUCGACACGUCUUUGGCAAGCCCACCAAGAGGGAGCUGUGCUACGACAACCUCCACAUCAGCCGCAAUGCCUGGGAUACCAACUUGGUGAAGGCAAACCCAGAGUACCUAUCGGUCAACUGGGAAGCGAGCGGUGGCGGCGCGUUUGCCGUGAUUCCCCUGAAUGAGCGUGGGAAGCUGCCCGACCAAAUACCCCUUUUCCGGGGGCAUACUGCAGCCGUGCUCGACACAGAUUGGAAUCCAUUCAACGACCGCAUCAUCGCUUCGGCAUCUGACGACGGCAAGGUAUUUGUGUGGGAAGUGCCUAAGGGGUUCACCCUUUACACAGAUGCCGAGGAGGUUCCCGAUGUCGCGCCUGUAUCCAGACUUAGUGGCCACUCAAGAAAAGUCGGGCACGUCCUCUUUAACCCAGCGGCCGAGAACAUCCUCGCCUCCUCCUCAGGCGAUUUGACGAUCAAGCUGUGGGACAUCAGCACUGGCCAGGCGGCUAUUACCCUCAAGAGCGCAGAGAUUAUACAGAGUCUGUCGUGGAACGCCAGCGGUUCGCUGUUGGUAACCACCUCCAGGGAUAAGAAGCUGCGUGUAUGGGAUGUGCGUCAGGAGAAGCUCGUACACGAGUAUGCGGGCCAUGAGGGCGCGAAGAACAGCCGGGUAGUGUGGAUGGGCGAACACAGCCGUUUUGCGACCACGGGUUUCUCGAGGAUGAGCGAAAGGCAGAUCGGGCUAUGGGAGCCAGGCCGGAAAGACCCCAUCGGCGGUUUCACGUCACUCGACUCCAUUUCGGGUGUCUCCAUGCCUUUUUGGGACGAGGGAUCAAACUGUCUCUAUCUCGCUGGAAAGGGUGAUGGCAACAUCCGCUAUUUUGAGUACGAAAACGACAAAUUCGAGUUCUUGUCCGAGUACAAGUCGGCGGAUCCUCAACGAGGUAUUGCGUUCGUGCCACGGCGCGGCAUCAACGUCCAUGAAAACGAGGUAAUGAGGGCCUACAAGACGGUCAACGACACCUACAUCGAGCCCAUCUCCUUCACUGUUCCCCGCCGUGCCGAAACUUUCCAGGCCGAUAUCUAUCCCCCGGCUAUCGGCACCAAACCUGCCAUGUCUGCCAAGGAAUGGUUUGACGGGAAGACGGCCGUUCCGCCCAAGAUUGAUAUGGAGAGCAUCUACGAGGGCACUGCACCUGUUGAGGUGCCUGCUGACUACAAGCCGCCUGCUGCUGCGCCAGCUCCUGCGCCCACUCCUGCGUCGGCCCCAAAGAAGGAACCCGAGCCGACACCGGCACCGGUGCGUGCUCCGGCUACAGUGGCUGACCAGAAAAGCUCCAUCUCGGCCAUGGCGAACAAGUUCCAAGACAACGACGAGGAAGAGGAUGACGACGAUGAAGCCGAGACGUCAAGCUUCGAGGAGAUCACGCGGCCUGUACCCCGUUCCAAUAUCCCCGUUCGGUCUGCGGCCAAGCCAGAACCUGUCACGACAAGCGUCCCGGUCGUGCAAGCGAAGCCGGCGUCGCCGGUCAAAUCACCCCCGGCCAACGCACCAUCAGCUAGCCGCGCUGCUCCUGUGAGCACGCCGUCAGCCCCGGCGGUUGAGUCUUCGCUGGAGCAGAUCAAGCACCUCCUUGAGCAGCAGGGCCAGAUUAUCAGCGCUCAGAGUGAGAAGAUCACGGCCCAAACCCAGAUCAUUGCCCGUCUUGCUGCCGAGGUUGAAACGCUCAAGAAGAGGGUGGGUGCGGCGCCACAGGACCAGAGCGAGCGGAUCCGGCAGCUGGAGCUGGAGCUGGAAGAGGCGAGGUCGUGA
Molecule: messenger RNA, 1824 nt
Organism: Canariomyces notabilis
Lineage: Eukaryota; Fungi; Ascomycota; Sordariomycetes; Sordariales; Chaetomiaceae
Product: DUF1900-domain-containing protein
Exons: 7
Coding region: 1-1824 (607 amino acids)
Biological process (GO): actin filament organization
Molecular function (GO): actin filament binding
Source: RefSeq, a predicted model, not a curated record